Molecule: messenger RNA, 885 nt
Organism: Bicyclus anynana (squinting bush brown)
Lineage: Eukaryota; Metazoa; Arthropoda; Insecta; Lepidoptera; Nymphalidae
Product: carbonyl reductase [NADPH] 1-like
Exons: 1
Coding region: 1-885 (294 amino acids)
Molecular function (GO): oxidoreductase activity
Source: RefSeq, a predicted model, not a curated record
AUGGCUGAAAAAGUAGCUGUUGUGACAGGCUCCAACAAAGGGAUAGGCUACGGUAUUGUGCGAGAACUGUGCAAACGUGGCGUAGGAUAUGUUUAUCUAACAGCAAGAGAUGUUAAAAGGGGUAAAGAAGCAGUCGAAAGUCUCAAGAAAGAGGGUUUCAAGCCACUUUUCCACCAACUUGAAGUCACAGAUAAGAACAGUGUAAAGUCAUUCGCAGCGUACCUCAAAGAAAAACAUGGAGGCUUGGAUAUUCUUAUUAACAACGCUGGACUCAUCACAGCUAAUUUUACGGAGACAACUUACGAGGACUCCGUACAAGUGAUCAACGUUAACUACUACAGCAUACUUACUCUACAACAAUUUAUGUUUCCGAUUUUAAGAGACAACGCACGCGUAAUUAACGUGUCAAGCGAUUGUGGUCAUAUAUCUAAUCUCAAAAAUGUCUACUGGAUCGAUCGUCUAACGAAGGAAGAUAUAAAACUGGAAGAUGUCAAUGCAUUCGUUAACUGGUUUUUAGACUCAGUCAAAAAAGGUACUGUGAAUGAAAACGAUUUUGCUGAAACUCCUCUUCUAGCGUACAGGAUUUCCAAAGUUGCUCUUUGCGCCCUAACAAGAGUGCAACAAAAUCAAGUGGGACGAGGUAUAUCUAUAAACUCCCUUCAUCCGGGAUUCGUCAAGACCAAUAUGACAAAAACUGCUGGUUUCCUGACAGUUGAAGAAGCAAGUCAAGCUCCUGUUUAUUUAGCUCUAGAUAUUGAUCAAUCUGUAAAAGGAAAGUACUUCUGGUUUGAUAAAACUGAAAAGGAGUGGACAGACACAAAUCUAAAAUUACACUGUGUGUAUACAGUAUUUGAAAAUAGUUUGAAGGGAGUGAAUCAAAAUUAA